This is a messenger RNA of Cydia fagiglandana, 3170 nucleotides long. RefSeq lists its product as uncharacterized. The transcript is spliced from 7 exons. Gene Ontology annotation, cellular component: plasma membrane. The record is from RefSeq and is a predicted model, not a curated record. Lineage: Eukaryota; Metazoa; Arthropoda; Insecta; Lepidoptera; Tortricidae. Gene Ontology annotation, molecular function: copper ion transmembrane transporter activity. Bases 333 to 1250 code for a protein of 305 amino acids. Gene Ontology annotation, biological process: copper ion transmembrane transport.
AUUUCUUUUUUCUUCGCACGGUCCGACCUUCCUUUCUCUAUACGAAUUUUAGUUGAAAAACUCACUUUCACCUUAUUAUCGCGAUUUAAAUUAUAUCACGCGCCUCACAUUCCUACCUUGCCGAGUGCAAAAAUUUUCGUUGAUGCUUGCAUAGGAUUAUUUACCUAAAAUAAGUUCGAAAGUAGAAUAGAGAUAUCUUGUAAUUAUACUAUUUAUUUUCUAUUUAUCGUAUUGAUAAGGAUGUAGGGCUGUGAUAAGAAGUGAGCUGAUGGUAAACAGAAGAUAUUGGAGUUUCAAUUGACAAGCAACAAGCAGAAAUAUAACCAUCAGCCAUGCAUAUGUGGAUGUGGUUCGGCUACGAUCUCGGGCCUUUUCUAUUCUCCUGCCUCGACAUAACCACGCGCUGGCAGUUCGCUCUCACGUGGAUAGUGCUGUUUGUGGUGGCGCUUCUAUUUGAAGCUUCUAAGGUCUACCUGGCGAGAGUGCAGCGCGCCGCCCAAAAACGGCUAUACCCUUACAGGUCUGACGAACGGCGGAAUCUGCUGUGCCGGGACCUCCCCGUCGAGCCCGGGACCAGUCGCAACGCCAGCCACGGUCAGGUUGAAAGAUGGGCGUCUUUGAAGACCAGGAUGCUAAUAAACACGCACCAAACAUGCGUGUUCUUGCUCCACAAUGUAGUUGGCUAUCUCCUGAUGUUGGCCGUGAUGGUCUACAACGUGGAGCUGAUGCUGGCGGUGGUGCUAGGCAUGAUGUUAGGUUACUUCCUCUUCGGCCCGAAGCUUACGAGACUGCAAAUGCAGUGCUUCCGUACAAAACGCGUCGUGAUAUGCACUCCGGAAUGCGAUGACACAGCUGAAACAUCCACCCCGCCGCUCCUAGACGCCUCUCUCACCACGGAGUCGGAUUACUUCAUCUGUCAAACGCGCACCUGCAUCCAACCCUCCCACUACUUCCGCGCCAGCACAUCCCAGGAGACACCAGCCAGCUGCCACUUCGGCGCUAAAUGUCCGUCUAAAGUCGCUAAGGUUAAAACUUUACAGAAACCCUGCCAUGAAGAGGAGCCGAACGUAGAAGACACGCAGUUGCUCGGUGAUAAUAGUUGUUGUAAUAAAGAAAAGGUGGAAGUCGACCAGCCUGCUAGCUCGUGCUGUAAGGAGGGUUCUCCUGAACAGGUGAGAGAGGACAGCCCUAAAAUAACUUGCUGCAGCUCUAAAGCGACGCCAACUGAUAGUCAGGAGCAGAUUAUUUGAUAGGUUUUUUGAAUGAAAUGGGGGUUUAACCUUUUCGACGCCGUGUCAAACACAAAAGCUGUCACUCGGACGCCACAAAACUGAAAUUGAACUUUAUGCGCACGUAGGUCUAUGUUGCUCUGUGAUCUGUGACCGAUUAAUCCGUCUUUGGCGUUGGACCUGCGGUGAGGAUAUAUCGGUCAUUGGCGUCCAAAAGGUUAAAAUAUUAAUUGGUGGAUAAUAUUUCUGGAAAUCCAAAAUAACUUUGAAGUUUAUAGAAUCUUGGACUAUGUUUUUGUCAAUAAGGGAUUACUAAUAGAGUCAGACCAAACUAUCAUUGCACAGAGUUUGCAGUGAAUGUGUAACUACCAAAAUGUACGGCCAAUCUUUAUGAAAAUAUGAGGUUUAUAAUAUCACUUCAAAGUCUGUGCAGGGUAAGUUUCGGUCUAUAAAAUAUUUACAUUUUAAUUGACUUCAUGGAGGAGGCUAAGUUAAAUAUAAUUAAUCCAUUAAAUCUUGGACUAACUAUAUUUUGGGCAUUCACAUAAUUGAUAGGUUUUUGUUUCGGAAAAGUUGUAGAAUUUUUUUAAAUGAUGUUUUUGAUGGCAUAGGGUAAUUCGCCAGGAACUGGCCACCGGCUAAUAAUUGGCCACUUUAAACUAAAAAUUAUUUUCUGCUAUAAACAGAAUUUAUUAUAGUAUGUAAUAAGUUUAAAUAACUGGCCAGUCUUCAAUAACUAGCGACCUUAUACUAAAAUGAAUUCUGUUUAUAAGUGAAUAGAUUUUUUUUAGUUUAAGGUGGCUAGCUGGCUAGUUACUAAUAGGUGCCCAGUUACUGGUGAUUUACCCUACCUACGUUUAGUAACUGUUUGAUAAAAAAAAACGUCCGAGAAGUACCUGUCGACCGCCGGCACAUGGGCGGCACAGCAAUAUCACUAUUACGCGCGUGCGAUAGAGAUAGGAGCAGGGUCAAAGUACGGAAUUCUUCGUGCUUAGCGCCCUUACUUUAUCUAGGGAGUCAGAUUAGGAUGUUUCUUGCAAAGGAUAUACAUAGAUUGAUUUAUGUUUUAAUUUACCCAAAUAACGUAGCAAGUUUUAUUUAGUCAACCUUUAGACGUUUUAAAUGUAUUUUUAGAAUCUUAUUUGAAUUUAAAAAAAAUCUCAGCCAAGUUGGUAGUCGUUUAUCGAUACGCCAAUCGAAUAGAGAAAUUUAUGAUUGGCGUUUGUUAAAUAUGAUUGUUUCUCGGCCGAGGUAAGGUCAAUGGCCACUUGCACCAUCCAGGCUUAGCCACUAACUCGGACUUAACCGUUAACACAGGUUUAAAUUGUACUGGUAUCUCCGGGUUUAACCGGUUAACCCCGAAUUAGUGGCUAACCCUGGAUGGCGCAAGAGUCCCUAAGAUACACAAAAUGACGAUUUUAUUAUUUUAGAAUAGUUUGUAAUAUAUAAAAUGUUCCAUGCGUAUAUUUUUGUAUAUCUAGGUGCUAUAAUGUAUAUGUUGUUUAACUGUUUGCAUGUAGUAUAUAGAAUAGAUAUCUUCGAGCAACACCGGCUUCCGACACGUCGGAAGGGAGGGGCCCAAGCGAUAUCUCGCCGUACAAAUCUUUCUGCCAUUUUUCGCGGGGGGAAAGGUGCACACAGUCGCAUUUCUCACACACUUACAUACAAAAUCCAAUCUGUAAUGACGACACAAAUACAUAGAAAAUGACACACGUCAAAGACAAAUCUUGCAAACCUCGAUCUCUUUUUAUGUACGGACGAGUGACUAGUGUCACAACACGCACACUAACACAUUUUCGUUGAAGUAUGUCAUUGUAUUCUGAGAGAUGAGAAGUCGGAUUUGUCGCUCGACCGAUCCGCAAUUUGUACUGAGCGAGCAAAAUCGAUAAAUCCAACAAUUACUUGAGACUAAAAUAUAAUAAUUGUAUUUAAAUGUAAUUU